Molecule: messenger RNA, 543 nt
Organism: Fusarium keratoplasticum
Lineage: Eukaryota; Fungi; Ascomycota; Sordariomycetes; Hypocreales; Nectriaceae
Product: Peptidyl-prolyl cis-trans isomerase
Exons: 5
Coding region: 1-543 (180 amino acids)
Biological process (GO): protein peptidyl-prolyl isomerization
Molecular function (GO): peptidyl-prolyl cis-trans isomerase activity
Source: RefSeq, a predicted model, not a curated record
AUGGUUAUCAGCACUUACCUCAAACUCGAGUGGGAAGGCCCUAUUAUGAAAGAUGGCAAGCCCACCGAAACAAUUAAGAUGCAGACUGGCCAAAUCAACUUGACCGUGUACGAUGACGUUACCCCUAUGACGGCCGAGAACUUCCGUGCUCUCUGCACCGGCGAGAAGGGCUUCGGGUACAAGGGUUCCUACCUACACCGCAUCAUCCCGGGCUUUCUAUUGCAGGGCGGAGAUUUCACCCGUGGCAAUGGCACAGGCGGGAAAUCCAUCUAUGGGCCUAAGUUCAAGGACGAGAACUUUACUCUGAAGCACCACAAGCCUGGCAUGCUGACCAUGGCCAAUGCCGGGCCUCACACAAACGGAUCCCAGUUUGUCAUCACCACGGCUGAAACUUCUUGGCUCGACGGCCGGCACGUCGUGUUCGGUGAGGUUGCUGAUGAGGAGUCAAUGGCUGUUGUCAGGGCUAUUGAGGCGACCGGCUCCGAGAGUGGUACUGUCCAGUACAGCAAGAGGCCCCUGAUUGUCGCGUGCGGUCAGUCGUGA